AUGGACCCCCUCCCCGCUCGUCCUUCCCGUAAAUCUCUAACGCCCCAGAGGAAGCACCAUAAGCUCCUCAAGGACGGAAGCGAAGUCUGGUCGGCAGACGUCGAAAAGAUCUUUGUUGACGGCCUUCACAAAUACUGGGAGUCUCCCUGGGCUACCUACUCUAGAGGCCGCUCCCGAUGGAGGAACCAGUUUCUCGUCGAGCACCUCAAAAAGCAUGGCAUCGAACGCUCCAAGAAACAGGUUGCCAGUCACAUCCAGGUCCUCAGGAAUAUGUGGAGAGGCGAGCCAGGUUCGUCCCCGCCCUCUUAUCUGAUACCCAUCGCCAGCUGGCUCACGCGUCGUCCAGAAUUCCACCUCGUCGCCGGCGGUGAGGAGCUCUUCCAGGAGAACGGCCUGCUCGCCUCUCCCAAAAGCUCCGCAGGCACAGAUUCCCCAGAACCGUUCUCUGCCAAUCUCGACAAUCCGGACUGGCGUAAUUCAUGGUCUUCCUCGGCCUCGUCGUCUGCGCCUGACUUCUCUACCUUCGAUCCUCAGCUCAACAGCCGUCCUCCCUCAGCCAUGUUCAGCCCUCCUGCCUCUAUGCCCAUGCCUUCCCUCCCUAUAUUGCCUGAUAUGACGUGUACUACAAUGUCAUCCGCGACCGUUCGCGGUCGUGGGCGGUCGGCCGUGAAAUUGGAACCGCUUGCCUUGGAGCCUACCUUGUUCAAUCUUCCACAGGCAUCGCAUCCCGAAUCACCCGAUUUUCCGUUCUUGCAUGCGCCAAAUCGGCUUUCCCACAUAGACCUCUGGGCGGACACGCCGCUUUCCACAGUUGACGUCGACCAGCUGACGGCGGCGCCGAUGGUGUCCCCCGCGUACAAUCAGCCUGCGCAGCCAUAUCGCAUUAUGCUGCACUACCGUGUGAAACUCCCCGCCGGAGAAAACUUUGGCCUACAAACAUGGCAGGGUGUCCAUGGUGCGGUCACAUUCGCAUCGCGGUGGACGACGGCCCAGUGCCACACAAAGGCGUGGGCGGGGAAGUUGUGUGUCAUGCAUGAGGUAGGCGUGCUUGAGCCAUUCAACGCCCAACAGCCUUCCAGCAGUGCCAAUACCAUCGACAUGGUGCCUCCCAUGCCAAUGGCCUGCCUACCCGAAUCAGCGCUCAGCCAGUGCAGGUGGCUCGAACCCAGUACGUAUGCAGCAUCUGGCGUCCUCGCCGGCCAAUGUCGUCCGCAUGCUGACCACGUGUACUCUUUCCCAGACGUGCAGACCGUCACGCAGCAGUUCGUCGUCGACAAGGAGGUCCUCGCCGUUACCAGCUACACGCUCGACCGCACCGCAGACCCGGCCAGCGCGCCCAGUGUGGAGUUGGUUGGGUUUCACAAGGUUUCUUGGCAGACGCCGCCCUCACAGCCACAGCCAUCACCCUCCGCCUCACCACUCACACCGCAUUUGUUUCCCACCGUGUACAGCGCUCCUUUAGCGCCACAGCCGCCGUCGUCCAUGCGUGUGCCAGGCACCGGCGAGGAUGCCCCGCUUGCUUGCGCUUUGGAUUUUACUCGUGGUCCGUCAAUGCACGGCUCCGACCCGGCGCGACAUGUGCCGCACUACUAUUGA
Fibroporia radiculosa is the source of this 1596-nucleotide messenger RNA. RefSeq lists its product as uncharacterized. The coding region runs from base 1 to 1596 and encodes 531 amino acids. Gene Ontology annotation, molecular function: DNA-binding transcription factor activity. The transcript is spliced from 2 exons. The record is from RefSeq and is a predicted model, not a curated record. NCBI's taxonomy places the organism in Eukaryota, Fungi, Basidiomycota, Agaricomycetes, Polyporales, Fibroporiaceae. Gene Ontology annotation, biological process: regulation of DNA-templated transcription.